Bubalus bubalis (water buffalo) is the source of this 3572-nucleotide messenger RNA. RefSeq names its product protection of telomeres 1 (gene POT1). The coding region runs from base 295 to 2892 and encodes 865 amino acids. Gene Ontology annotation, molecular function: G-rich strand telomeric DNA binding; telomerase inhibitor activity. Gene Ontology annotation, biological process: telomere capping; regulation of telomere maintenance via telomerase. The record is from RefSeq and is a predicted model, not a curated record. Gene Ontology annotation, cellular component: chromosome, telomeric region; nuclear telomere cap complex. Lineage: Eukaryota; Metazoa; Chordata; Mammalia; Artiodactyla; Bovidae. The transcript has 20 exons.
CCCCAGGAGCUUCCAAAUCUACCAAACCCGCCUAGGUCUGCGAAAGGCUUUUCAUUGGUUAUUGGAUUUAGGAAAUGCGUAGCACCGCCUCUCCUCCCUCUGCCACCCGCCGGAGAGACUGCUCGAAAUUGGCGGGAGCUGCCCUAAGUGGAUCCGCGGGAAUUCGGGGCGCGGGAGUAGUGCAGCCGCCACCCUCCCCGCCACGCGCUGGAUCCUCUCUAGCUAUUCCGGGAAACUUCCAGGGCAUUUUAGGCCUAGACACCAUCUCGCAGUUCGUCCUCCAAAGGCCAGAGAAUGAGCCGCUCGUAUGCCCUAGCUGUCGUGUACGCAUGCGUAGGACUGGGUUGCUGCCGUGCGUGUGACGUCACGAGCGCGCCCGUCCGAACGCUUCCUAGUUUCUCUUUUAAGAGAGCGGGUCAGUCAAUUUCCAACAGAUCUGAUAUGCCACUUGAAUUAAUAAAAGAAGUCAAUGGAGUGCCUGAAGUUGAUCUGCUAAAUAAAUUACACAAAGUAGAUAUCAGAUCCCUACAGCCAGGUUGUGAUUAUGACAAGAAAUAUAUCCAGGGAAAACUCUCACUUAUCUCUUCUUUAAUUUGUGGUGAAAACAGAAGAGCUGUUUUAAAGAUUGGACUUCAAGAACAAGAUAAUUCGAAUUCAGAGAUCAGCAAGAUCAAUAUAUUAUUUUUUGGAAGCUUAGCAAAGGACUGUGCUAAAGUUUUCUAUGAAGGGGACACCAUUGCAGUGGCUGGAUUUGUUGUUUUGUCAGCAUCUUCAUCUCCAAGCAGGGAUGGUAAACAUUGCUUAUUUUUGAAAGCAUCUGAGAACUUCAAAUCAACUGUUUAUGUUUAUGUUAAAUCUGUAAGAGAUUGUUCUACAGAAUCAAUGUCUUUGGCUCCAGCCACACAUUAUGUAUAUACACCCCUGAAUCAACUUAAAGGUGGCAUGAUUGUGAAUGUCUAUGGUGUCGUGAAGUUCUUUAAACCUCCGUACUUAAGCAGAGGAACUGAUUAUUGCUCAGUUGUAACAAUUGUGGACCAGACAAAUGUAAAGCUAACCUGCCUGUUCUUUAGUGGAAAUUAUGAAGCCCUUCCAAUGAUUUAUAAAAAUGGAGAUAUCGUUCGCUUUCACAGGCUGAAGAUCCAAGUAUAUAAAAAGGAGACUCAAGGUAUCACCAGCUCUGGCUUUGCAUCUUUGACAUUUGAGGGAACUUUGGGGGCUCCUAUCAUUCCUCGUACUGCAAGCAAGUGUUUUAACUUCACUGCUGAGGACCAGAAAAGGGUAGAAGCUUUACGUAUUUGGGCAUCGACUCAUAUUUCACCUUCUUCAAUAUUAGUCAAAUUGUGUGAUGUCCAGCCAAUGCAGUAUUUUGACCUGACUUGCCAGCUCUUGGGCAAAGCUGAAGUGGAUGGAGCAUCAUUUCUUCUAAAGGUAUGGGAUGGCACCAGGACCCCAUUCCCAUCUUGGAGAGUCUUAAUGCAGGACCUUGCUCUUGAAGGUGAUUUAAGUCGCAUCCAUCAGCUGCAGAAUCUGACAGCAGACAUUUUAGUCUAUGAUAACCAUGUUCAAGUGGCUAAAUCUCUAAAGGUUGGAAGCUUCCUUAGAAUUUAUAGCCUCCAUACCAAACUUCAGUCAGUCAGUUCAGAGAACCUGGCAACGUCUUUAGCCCUAGAGUUUCAUCUUCAUGGAGGCACAAGUUAUGGUCGGGGAAUCAGAGUCUUGCCUGAAAAUAACUCCGAUGUGGAUCAGCUGAAAAAGAUUUUAGAAUCUGCACAUUUGCCCUCCAACCAGAGUUUUGGUGGUGUAUGUCAAUCAGAGCAAGAGGACAGCUUUUCAAACAUUUCAAGCUCUGGAUCAGUAUCAUUAUAUGAAGUUGAAAGAUGUCAACAACUAUCAGCUACAAUACUUACAGAUCAUCAAUAUUUGGAGAAAACCCCACUGUGUGCUAUUUUGAAACAAAACGCUCCUCAGCAAUAUCGUAUCCGAGCAAAACUGAGAUCAUAUAAGCCCAGAAGACUCUUUCAGUCUGUCAAACUUUAUUGUCCAAAAUGUCAUUUACUGCAAGAAGUGCCACAUGAGAUUGAUUUGGAUAAGAUUUUGCAAGAGGGUACAAGCAAAACCCCAGAUACCACGCUACAAAAUACAUCCUUAUAUAAUUCAAAGGUCUGGACCACUAAAGAUCAAGGAGAACGAAAAGUAGCUAUUCAUUUUGUGAAAAAUAAUGGUAUUCUUCCACUUUCAAAUGACUGUCUAAUUUUGAUAGAAGGAGGUACACUCAGUGAAAUCUGCAAACUCUCAGACAAGUUUCAUAGUGUAAUUCCUGUAAGAUCUGGCCAUGAAGACCUGGAAGUCCUUGACCUUUCAGCUCCAUUUCUUAUACAAGGAAAAAUACAUCACUAUGGAUGUAAACACUGCUCUAGUUUGAGACCAAUAAAAAAUCUAAAUUCCCUGGUUAAUAAAACAUCAUGGAUUCCUUCUUCAGUGGCAGAAGCACUGGGCAUUGUUCCCCUCCAACAAGUGUUUGUGAUGACAUUUACUCUUGACGAUGGAACGGGAGUAUUGGAAGCUUACCUCAUGGAUUCUGAAAAUUUCUUCCAGAUUCCAGCAUCAGAAGUCUUAAACAAUGAUAAUCUUCAGCACAGUAUGGAAAUGAUUAUGGAUAUGUUUUGUCCUCCAGGAGCAAAAAUUGAGAAGCUAUUUUGUUACCCUGCCCUAACAGUUGGAAUAGGAAAUGGCAACCCACUCCAGUAUUCUUGCCUGCAAAAUUUUGUGGACAAAGGAGCUUGGGGGACUGACAGUCCACAGGGUCACAAAGAGUUGGAACCAACUGAGCUGCUGAGCACGGGCACCCUAAAAAUCCUCCCCCUGUUGGUAUUUCCAUGUGUCACCCACUGAUUUCUCUGUCAUCUAUCGUCCCGGUUGAACUGCUAAAGCAUCAGCAUUACAUCAGCCAUGUGGAUGAUUUUAGCAAGCUUAUGGGCUUAGGAAAUGUCCUCACCUUAAACCUUCAACUUUUACUGAAUGCAAGGAUUUGAUUUGUUUCAUUUUGGUACAAAGGGAUCUGCUUAAACAAGUACUCCUGGAAGAAGUGCUUUUCUGCAUGAGCUACAGUGUGCUUGGAAGAGUGAAUCGCUUUAAGUGAAAGUAGUGGAAUUGCUUUCCUCGGGUGCUGAUUAUGACCCGUUGAGGAUAACUCCAUUUUUUCAGAAUCAUGUGCUUUGAUUGCUUGUUUCUCUACAUAAUACUAGAAGUUAUUCCAUUCCUUCUCAAUCUAAUCAAGUGGUCAAAUUUGCAGUGUUCGUGGCUGACUUGUAUUAACCUUUUUGUUAGGAUCUUAUGUAAAACGUACUUCUAUUUCAGGUUGAACAUUGAGAGAAAAAUUAACUCAGUAUGAUAGUCAGCUUUUUACCUGAUGGUAUUUGUCAAAUUUAAAAUCAUGAGUAUUCAGUUUUAUACAAAUACUUGUAUAUAUUUGUAUAUAUGUACAAAUUUUUGUAUGUUAUUUGCUGACAACUGAGAGAUACAGAUCUUCCUAGUUCAGUAUUAAUAAAGAAUAAAUAAAUAUAUAAUUUCAA